ACGUCAGCGACGCGCCGGAUGUGAGCGGUGAGGCCUCACUAGGCACUAGCCGUGGGUUGUUGCUCCGUGAGAGGAGAAUCGCUUACUAGGUCGAUCCACUCCAAAUGGGGGAUGAAAAAGACACCUGGAAAGUAAAGACCCUGGACGAAAUAUUGAAAGAGAAGAAGCGGCGAAAAGAGCAAGAAGAGAAAGCAGAAGUGAAGCACACCAAAAAUGCUGAUGAUCGCGAUUCUAAAAGAGAUUCUUUAGAAGAAGGUGAACUCAGAGAUCACAGGAUGGAAAUAACAAUAAGAAAUUCACCUUACGGACGACAAGAUUCUAUGGAAGAUAGGGGUGAAGAAGAUGACUCUUUAGCUAUUAAACCUCCUCAACAAAUGUCCAGAAAAGAGAAAUCACACCACCGAAAAGAUGAGAAAAGGAAGGAGAAACGCAGGCACCGCAGCCAUUCUGCUGAAGGAGUUAUUGGAGGCAAACAUGUUCGCUCCAAAGAGAAAGAAAGAGAACACGACAGGAGGAAGAGACACAGAGAAGAGCAGGACAAGGCCCGUCGUGAUUGGGAGAGACAAAAACGGAGAGAGAUGGCUAGAGAACAUUCUCGGAGAGAACGUGUUUGCAGGGACCGUCUGGAGCAGUUAGAGCGUAAACGCGAGCGAGAGCGGAAAAUAAGGGAACAGCAGAAAGAACAAAGGGAGCAGAAAGAGAGAGAAAGGCGAGCGGAGGAGAGGCGCAAGGAACGUGAAGUCAGACGAGAAGGGCUCGCAGGAUCUGCGCUUCCUAUGCGCAGGAAGCCAGGGCUCUUGCAAGAGAGUGAGAAAAUGCAGUACAGUGCACAGUUUGCAGAUGCAAGAAUUCUUGUAGAGUUUAGCACUCAAAACUUUUCGUCACCAGUGGCAGCUCACCAUCGAACGGCCCGAGAGGAACAUGGAGAAAAAAAUAAAGAGUACCGCGGUCGUAGUCCUAUGAGACAGCAGCGAUUGGACGGAGAUGGGAGAAAGCUAGUGAAAGAGGAGCGACCUGAUCAGAGGGACCCCUUGUCGGACUUGCAAGACAUCAGUGACAGUGAACGGAAAACCAGCUCUGCGGAAUCAUCCACAGCAGGCACUGCGUCUGGUUCAGAGGAGGAGGAAGAGGAAACCAGCACUGAAGAAUCUGAGGAGGAAGAAGAGGAAGAGGAGGAUGAUGAAGAGGAGGAGGGUGAAGAAACGGGAAGCAAUUCUGAUGCUGUGUCUGAGCAGACGGCAGAGGAAGUUAGUGAAGAUGAGAUGACUGAUGAGGAUGAACGAGAGAUUGGAAAUCACCUUCCAAUUGUUCCAGAAUCUAGAUUUGACCAUGACUCAGCUGACAGUGAAGAUGAUGAGGACGAAGAAGACGAAAAAAGAGAUGAUAGUCCUCAUUCUAAUGCUCAGACAGAUGGAGAAUACGUCCCAGACUCUCCAGCCAUAUCUCCUGUUGAGUUGAAGCAAGAGCUCCCCAAAUACCUUCCCGCCCUGCAGGGCUGCCGUAGUGUGGAGGAAUUUCAGUGCUUGAAUCGCAUUGAGGAAGGCACAUAUGGUGUUGUGUACAGAGCAAAAGACAGAAAAACUGAUGAAAUAGUGGCUUUGAAGCGACUCAAGAUGGAGAAGGAGAAGGAAGGGUUCCCUAUAACCUCACUCCGUGAAAUCAACACCAUUCUAAAAGCUCAGCAUCCAAAUAUUGUUACUGUGAGGGAAAUUGUUGUUGGUAGCAAUAUGGACAAAAUCUACAUUGUCAUGAACUAUGUGGAACAUGAUCUCAAGAGCCUAAUGGAAACCAUGAAACAACCAUUUCUACCAGGGGAGGUGAAAACGCUUAUGAUUCAGCUGUUAAGAGGCGUUCGACAUCUCCACGACAACUGGAUUCUUCACAGAGAUCUAAAAACCUCAAACUUGCUGCUUAGCCAUGCUGGCAUCUUAAAAGUUGGAGAUUUUGGCUUGGCUCGGGAGUAUGGGUCACCAUUGAAGUCCUACACACCCAUAGUAGUCACUCUCUGGUAUCGUGCUCCAGAACUGUUACUUGGUGCAAAGGAAUAUUCUACCGCCAUAGACAUGUGGUCUGUUGGUUGUAUAUUUGGAGAAUUGCUGACCCAAAAACCAUUAUUCCCAGGGAAGUCUGAUAUUGAUCAGAUCAAUAAAAUAUUUAAGGAUCUUGGCACACCAAGUGAGAAGAUCUGGCCCGGGUACAAUGAACUUCCAGCGGUGAAGAAAAUCACUUUCACAGAAUAUCCAUACAACAAUCUCCGAAAGAGAUUUGGAGCUCUUCUAUCAGACCAAGGCUUCGAUCUGAUGAACAAGUUUUUAACCUAUUGUCCAGCCAAAAGAAUCAACUGCGAAGAUGGUUUAAAGCAUGAAUAUUUCCGAGAGCCUCCACUACCCAUUGACCCAUCCAUGUUUCCAACUUGGCCUGCGAAGAGUGAGCAGCAGAGGGUUAAACGUGGAACCAGUCCUCGUCCGCCAGAGGGAGGAUUAGGGUACAGUCAGCUGGGAGAUGAUGAUUUGAAAGAUACUGGCUUUCACCUCACAACCACCAACCAAGGAGCUUCUGCUGCGGGUCCUGGGUUCAGUCUAAAGUUUUAAACUUGAUCUUUUGAAAUGACUUGCUUCCCAUUAAACCAUUCAAAUAACGUACAAACCAUACUUGGUGUUUGGAGAAAUAUUUCAUUCCAAAUGAGGACAUCGUGAUAUGAGCAAGGACUACAACAAAUAUUCUCAAGUCUUUGACUUAAUUUAUUUUUCUCUGUUGUAUAUUUGUAGAGAUGAAAUGCAUUUCAAAUUGUUUAUCUUGGUUCUGUAAACUGUUAGUUGGGUUUAUGAAAUCUACCAUAUUUUGUAUGGUUUUUAUGUUUAUAUAUGUUCGCUCCCACACUUUUCUAUUUUAACGUCUUGGGAUGUUCGGUCCCUGCUUCGUGUGGAGUCACAGAUGACUUUUGUUACCUGGAUGAAUUUUUUUAUUUUUUUUUUGAGGUUUUUCAGAAUUUGAGACUGAAGUGAUCUUCAGUGAACCAUAUCUGGUCAUGACAAAAUGUGACCUGAAUGUUGGAUUGUUGCUGUAUCUUUAUGACCUAUCAACCGUUCUUUUGAACAUUCUGCUGUAACACUUUGACCUCUCCGCAGACCAACGUUCCAGUAAAGCCAAAGAGCAUGUCACUGGAACCAUUAAACAAGGGAAGCUUUUUAAAAAAAAAAAAAGACUUUUGUCUGUACACCCACACAUGUAUGUGUUUUACAGGCUUAUUUUUCUUAAACUUAUUUUUGUAUUAAAGAAGUCCCUCACCUUUGGAAA
Molecule: messenger RNA, 3297 nt
Organism: Pelobates fuscus (common spadefoot toad)
Lineage: Eukaryota; Metazoa; Chordata; Amphibia; Anura; Pelobatidae
Product: cyclin-dependent kinase 11B
Exons: 21
Coding region: 105-2591 (828 amino acids)
Biological process (GO): regulation of mitotic cell cycle; protein phosphorylation
Cellular component (GO): nucleus
Molecular function (GO): ATP binding; protein serine/threonine kinase activity
Source: RefSeq, a predicted model, not a curated record